Messenger RNA from Cryptomeria japonica (Japanese cedar), 2996 nucleotides. Its product is annotated as glutamate receptor 3.4. Gene Ontology annotation, molecular function: ligand-gated monoatomic ion channel activity; signaling receptor activity. The record is from RefSeq and is a predicted model, not a curated record. Bases 114 to 2699 code for a protein of 861 amino acids. The transcript is spliced from 6 exons. Gene Ontology annotation, cellular component: plasma membrane. Lineage: Eukaryota; Viridiplantae; Streptophyta; Pinopsida; Cupressales; Cupressaceae.
AUAAAAUUGGGUUUAGGGGGCGUUUGACGAAUUCAAACUGUUCUUUACUAUAUGAAUUGCCAAGUGCAUUUACAAAUUCAUCAUAGUUAGCCUCUCAAGCUGCGACUUCCACAAUGGGGAGGAUUCACUGCGCCUCUCUGGUUCUAACAUACACUCUAUUCAUUUUACUGCUCUUUCAUGUUGCUGUCUCCACCGGUGCUGAUGACACAGUAAACAUUGCUGCCAUUCUUGAUGUGACUACACCUGCGGGAAAGGCGGCCAACAAGUCUUUACAUUUUGCUCUCCAAGAUGUUAAUGACGGGGCGGCUACUGGUACCCGUCUCAACCUCACAAUUCAAGAAUCUCGAGGAUUUGUUGGAAACGUUCUGGAGGUGUUCAGAAGUGAGGUUGCUGCAAUCCUGGUGCAGGAGCCUAAGUUUGCAAAUUUUUUGUCCUCCGUAGCGGAAGAAGUUCAUGUUCCAAUUCUGUCAUUCAGCGGUUCGCGUGGAUUUGGCACUGCAAUUGAGUCCACAUAUUUAGUUUCCACAUUUCCUAGUCGUUAUGGUGAUAUGAACGCCAUAGCAGCCAUAGCAGGCCACUUUCAGUGGAAGUCAGUGGUCGUACUGUACGAAGACGAUGAGUUUUGGUUAAAUGGUGUUUACCAAUUGACUGAGGCGCUGCAGGAGUUUCAGCAGGACUGGGGAAACAGCAGGACGACAAUUUCACAGACUCUAGCGUUUUCUUCUGGUUCGAGGGCAGAGCAAAUUAGGGAAACCUUGGUGGAAUUGAAGAACAAAAGCUGUGUCAGGGCAUUCAUUGUGCAUACUAGCGUGGAUGUGGCUCUCAAAAUGUUCACCAUAGCACAAGAGCUGGGAAUGAUGUCUGAAACUUAUGCUUGGGUUGUCACGGAUUCCAUUGCUUCCUCUUUCGAUUCUCUGUCUUCUUCUUCUAUCCAAACAUUGCAAGGAAUUGUGGGAGUUAGAAGCGUUGCAACAUCUCAAUUCACAGAAUUGCAGAAGAGGCUGGGGCUCAUGUUUGCAGACGAUGACAUCAGCCGAAUUGGGGUGCAAGCGUACACUUCUCUUAAGCUAGUUGCAAGUGCAGUUUCUGCCUUGCGUUCAGAGGAUGUAAAGAUUGGAUAUGAUAGACAAAUUCCCAUGAAUGACACGGAUUUCCCUGCUUCGAUGAUGGUUUUGACAGGAGGGGAGAUGCUUCGUCAGAAGAUAAUUGACUUCUCAGAAUCUGGCGCCGCUACCGAUGAUCUCAAAACUCUAGAGUAUGAGAUCAUUAACGUUGUUGGAAAAAGUUACAACACAGUUGGUUAUUGGAGAAAAGACACUGGGCGGCUUCAAUCUGCACGCAAAGAAGAAGAUAAGGUGGGGACUAUCAUCUGGCCUGGUGAUAACCCAAAAAAUCCCAAUGGCUACAGACAACUUAAAAUUGCUAAAAUCGCUGGGAAGAGGGCUUCUAAUUUCAGUGAGUUCAUCGGCCGGCUAUCAGGCUACACGGAUGAUACAUUUAAGGCCGCUGUAGAUUCACUCCCGUACAAUCUACCUUUCCUGUACGAAGAGUUCGACAAAGGCAACUCAAAUCUUUCAAACUAUGAUGCACUGGUGAACGAGUUAUCCCAUGGAAAUAGAUUCGAUGGGGUUGUUGGGGACGCGACAAUAUUGUGGAGCCGCUCGUUGAAUGUUGAUUUCACCCAACCAUAUACCCAAACGGGUCUGGUGAUGAUGGUGCCAUUAGAAAGAGUGCGAGGGCGGACGUGGUCUUUUCUCCAUCCAUUCAGUGCAGGGUUGUGGGCUAUAGCGGGGGCUUUCUUCGUCUUCACGGCGUUCCUUGUGUGGCUCAUGGAACAUGAGGACAACAAUGAAUUCCAAGGAAAAGUUAACGAACAAAUAGUCACAUCAUUAGCAUUGUCCCUCUCUGCCUUCGUAUUUGCUCAAAGAGAAGAGGUGAAGAGCUCUCUGGGCAAGGGAAUCGUAGCUACGUGGCUCUUCAUUGCUCUAAUAUUGAAUAACAGCUACACUGCACAUUUGACCUCUAUUUUGACGGUGGAGAGACUGGCCCCUACCAUUACAAGCAUGAAAAGCCUCACCACAAGCAAUGUUAAAGUGGGUUACAUGAGAACUUCAUUUGCCAAGAGUUAUCUCCUAGAAGAUCUGAACAUACCAGAAGAUAGACUGGUUCCUGUAAUGAGUCCACAUGAUUACGUGGACAAGCUAUUGAGUGGUGAAGUGGGUGCCAUAGUGGAUGAGAGCCUCUACAUUCAAAUAGUGAAAUCUCUUUACCCAUGUGCAAAACUCGAAGUUGUAGAUCGAGGAUACUUCGACACAGGAGGCUUUGGAUUUUUUUUCCGGAAAGGGUCACCAUUUUUAUCAGACAUAACUGAAGCGGUGCUACAUGUAUCGGAGCAGCAUUUCAUGGUUCAGAGCAUCCGCAACAAAUGGUUUGGGGAAGCAACGUCAUGUCCAGAUAUGGAAACAGGGCUUCAAUCAAAUAAUACUCCCAUUACUCCGGCUAAUCUGUGGAUUCUUUUCGUUCUCACAGCAUCCAUCUAUGCUCUCACAGCGUUGAUUCAUAUCGGUCGCAAGUUGCAUCGAAGUCAGCAAGAUUUGAGGGCAGCAGCCCACACACAAGAUUUUUCUACGCAUAUAAUGACUAUGAUCAGAUCUUUAAAAACUGUGCGGGCCCCGCCACCAAUAGAAAACGAACUCUGAUUCCGCAAGUUGUGGAAAACUCUAAAUUUUGUAGUCCAUUUCAAGCCAUGUACAAUCUGUGUAUAUCCUCCCAUUCCAAAAGCCAUUGUUUAUAUUAAUAUACACUCCGGUUAAAGACGCGUUUAAUGCGUCAUGGAGUUAUACAGAGUAAAAGGAUAAAGUCAAUUAUUGAAAUCUCGCCCCCACUGACAACUGUGAAGCUUGUCUUUACUUUGAUUCCUUCUCUCAAAAGGAAUUUAAGGUCAUUUGAAAUAUUUAAACUGGCUUGUCUUACAUGUUUCUUGCUAGAAGUUUAUU